This is a messenger RNA of Dendrobium catenatum, 2021 nucleotides long. RefSeq names its product disease resistance protein SUMM2. Gene Ontology annotation, molecular function: ADP binding; protein binding. The transcript has a single exon. Lineage: Eukaryota; Viridiplantae; Streptophyta; Magnoliopsida; Asparagales; Orchidaceae. The coding region runs from base 39 to 1946 and encodes 635 amino acids. The record is from RefSeq and is a predicted model, not a curated record.
UGGUGUUCACCACACGGCUUGAAGGUGUUUGUGGGCAGAUGCAAGCUUGGCGCAUGAUGAAGGUUGAGUGUCUAAACGAAGAAGAAGCAUGGUGGCUUUUUCAAGACAAAGUCGGAGAGCAGACUCUCCAAGCGCACGCGAUGAUUCCACAGCUUGCACAAGUAGUGGCUAAAGAGUGCGACGGGCUUCCGCUCGCUCUUGCGGUCAUCGGCUACGCGAUGAGCACGAAGAAAACACCAAGGGAGUGGCGGAACGCCAUUACCCUGCUUAAGAAGUCUCGACCAUAUGGAAUCCAAGGCAUGGGUGACAAUAUUCUUUCCAAGCUAAAGUUCAGCUACGACAAUUUGGCUGAUAAAAUUCUCCGCGAGUGCUUCCUGCUCUGUUCUCUGUGGCCGGAAGAUCACUCAAUUUCUAAAACCGAACUCAUCGAAUGCUGGAUGGGGCAUGGGUUGGUCGACGAACAAGAGUUCGACAACAUCAACGAAGCUUACGACAGUGGCCACGCGCUAAUCGGUGGGUUGCAAGCUGCGUGCCUCCUCGAACUAGGGCAUAACAAAGAUAGAGAGGUGAAGAUGCAUGACGUGGUAAGAGAUCUUGCUCUCUGGAUUGCGUCAGAUUGUGGUGAGAGACAAAACAGAUUCAUUGUUAUUUCCGACGUAACUUCUUCCAAGGAUUCACAGGGAGCGGCAGAAAAGAUGUCGCUUGUUGGAAGCGAUGUCAGUGACACAUCCAGCCUUUCGUCCAACUGUUUAAAGCUGAAAACGUUGAUGCUACAGGGAAGCAUGUCCUUUAAGUCAAUUAUGAAAGGAUUCUUUCAAGGGACUCCUGCUUUGACUUAUCUCGACCUUUCUUGCACGGCUAUAAACGAACUUCCUCAGGAAAUUGGUCUGCUUCGUAAUCUUCGAUACCUCAAUAUCUCCUUCACAAAUAUUAAAUCGCUUCCAAUGCAGCUCAGUGAACUCCGCAAGCUCAGAUUCCUGCUCUUAAGGGAUCUGGAAAGAAUAGUCAUUCCUAGAGAUCUGCUAAGGAAGCUUAUGAUGUUGUCCAUGAUCGACAUGACUAAUACUGAGUGCAAUAACUGGGAUGAGCUCUCACAGCUGCGUGGAUGUGUGAAAGGCGUGGGGAUCGUUUUACAGAGCAUUGAAGAUCUACACAAAUUUGCCAAGUUCCAAAAUGUACUGACUUGGCGGCUGGAGCUGAGGAAACUGGUGGGAUUCAAUAAGACACUACAGCUUCUCUCGCCUUUUCAGCUAGGGAGCCGCUGCAUUCGUUUCAGUAUCCAGAUGCUAAAGAUUGCAUAUUGCGAGAGCUUAAAGAUGGUGUCGAUGGCAUGUGACGGUGGCGGCGAUAUGUGUUCGCUCUCGAGACUGGAGGAAAUACAGCUUAGGAGCUUGCCAGAGCUAAAGAAUAUUUUUUGGAGAAGAGUUUGUCCUGCUGGAGUGCUGCCUAGUCUAACUGUACUGACAAUUUCUGAUUGCCACAACUUGAGAGAUCUCUCAUGGGUGAUCCGAUUACCGAGCUUGGAAGAUCUCACUGUGUACCGUUGCAGUCAAAUGAAGCAAAUAGUCAAUGUUGUUAAUGAAAUUGGUCUCGGUGGUGUGGAGGAGAAUGACGUUGGGUCCGCCAGUGGGACGUUCCCAAGUCUUAGGAGGCUCUAUUUGAGGGAUUUGAGAAGCUUGAGAGAUUUUGGAGGAUCAUUUAGGUUCGCUUCAUUGGAAAUCAUGCAUGUGAUUAAUUGUCUGGAGCUGAAGGCGCUGCCGUUUGGGAAGGAGAUCGCUGUAAGGAAGCUGAAAGAGAUUUGGGGUGACAGACAGUGGUGGGAAAAUUUAGAUAUGAAAGACGAUGAUAGGGCUACACUUCUACCUUAUCUAAAAGCUAGGGCAGAACUCUGUACUGCUGAGCGGGAGCUAUUGCCUCCCCGGAAAAAAUUAAAACGAUCAGCAUAGUAAUAGUUAUUAGUAAUCCACCCCCCAAGUUGUCUCUCCAAAAAUUAAAAAGUAUAUUGGCCUCUCAUUUUUUUA